This is a messenger RNA of Nicotiana tabacum (common tobacco), 603 nucleotides long. RefSeq lists its product as uncharacterized. Lineage: Eukaryota; Viridiplantae; Streptophyta; Magnoliopsida; Solanales; Solanaceae. The record is from RefSeq and is a predicted model, not a curated record.
AUGAAUACAAUAUUGGAAUAUCCGCUCGAAGCUCUUGCUUUUAAUUACUUGAGCUUCGGUUUCUUAACUGUCGUCUACAAUGUUUGGGCGUGGGUCGCCGUUAUUACCGCCGCCGUUAGCUUCUGGAGGAUCAAAACUUCUUCAACUUUGCCCUUACCGGAGCCACGUGGCGACUUUUCCGGUGCCCCAUCUCCAUCUCCACCGCCGCCAACCUCGGUACCAUCAUGUUCAUCAUCACCGCAGGUUGAGAGGGUAGCAAAAGAACCUUCUUCAACAGUUACUACUGAGAUGUACCCUGGUGUUUCUAUGAACAAAGAAGAAGGAACAAAAGGGAAACUAACGGUGUAUUUUAAGCAAGAUGACGGCGAAGAAUGUGACGUCGAUGGAGACGACGGUGAUCAGGACGGAGAAGACGGCGCCGUUGAAAUGUGGUUUGAGAAUUGGGAAAAUUUAUUGAAAAUGAGAAAUGGGGAAAUGGGUUGGUAUAGAUGCCAGGACAUGAAAGUAAUUGACGGCAACGUAGUUAGGUUGUGGGACGGUUGUAGACGGCGGAGGAAGGCGGAAACCACCGCUUUCUCAGUUGGCGUAGGUAGUACUUGGUAG